Anarrhichthys ocellatus (wolf-eel) is the source of this 1494-nucleotide messenger RNA. RefSeq names its product transmembrane protein 253 (gene tmem253). Gene Ontology annotation, cellular component: membrane. The record is from RefSeq and is a predicted model, not a curated record. Lineage: Eukaryota; Metazoa; Chordata; Actinopteri; Perciformes; Anarhichadidae. The coding region runs from base 139 to 768 and encodes 209 amino acids. The transcript has 7 exons.
CUGACCCUCUGGAUCUGCUGCACUACUGUGAGAAAACAAUCCGUCUCUAAAUGAUUCUCAUUUCUGGCUAGAUGACAUUCUCUGUUGAUAUGACGGCCCGUGGAUAAAUGAGGGAAAGCGUGACAACAUUUGGCGAAGAUGACACAGAACAUGUUCCAGGAGGGGUUGCACCAGGUGUUUUUCAAGGAGACACCCUCAACCCGCCCACUGAACCAGGUUAUCAAGCACGGGGAGCUAAUCAGUGGCAGGAUAAGUCGCUGGUUUGGGACUGUGGUUAAUACCAGACUUUUAGUCACUGGAGUGGUGCAGAUCCUCAGUGCAUUAGCUUGCAUACUGGCCACAGUCACCCAUGCAUGUGUGAGCUACAGCUGCUCCGUCUCCAUGACAACACCAGUGUGGUCAAGCUUAUGUUAUUUGGCUGCUGGGUGUCUGGCUAUGGAGGUUCAGAGGAAAGCUAAUAAAUUAAAGAUUAUCGCUCUGAUGGGUCUGAACCUCUUCAGUCUACUGUUUGGCUUCUCUGCUCUCCUGGCCAACAGCCUCGGGUCCACGCAGCCUGUCGCACUCAACACAAACCAACAGCGUGUUGGUUCAUAUGUUGCAAAGGGGAGCUCCAUAGCAUUUACCGUACAGUGUUUUCUGGCGUCGUUCUACAUACUUUUCCUGUCGUUGAGAGGCCUGCGCCGCUACAGUCCUCACCAAAUUCAGGCUUACUGCCGCCUCUCACAGGAUCCAGAUGAAACCAACGGGCCUCUACUGGAACAAGUGUAAUUCAAUCAGUGAAACUCAAAGACCUGAAAGAACACACUCCUGCUUGAGCAGCAUUUUUUUAACCUCAGUUACUGUUAUUGAUCAGGGUCUGCAUGGUUGGUUUGAACCAAAAUUGUUUUAAAUAUUGUGAAAUUCAGCAUCACUUCUGCUUUUGGGAUUCCAAAAAGCUUCAAAUUCACGUUCCCAAACAAGGUGCAGCAGCUAAGUUUAAACCUACAAAAAAUAAACAGCAUGUUAAAGAAACAAUGGUGAACACAACACACAGCGUUGACUUGUUAAACAUUUUAAUCAAGCAACAUAUAUGCAUGUUUUCAAAGCUCAGCAAUCUGUUUAUCUAACAUUGUUGGAAUUGAUUCUAGUUUUGCCAUCUUGCUGCUCUGUGGUCAACACUAGAGAGCAGCAUUGCUGCUGACUUGUCAUGUGUUUCAGUCUGAUCCACAAAUCAGCUCAGCCUGUUUAGUGCAAGAAGAAUAGAUGAGGAAAUUGUUUCACAUCAGAUGCCAAAUAUAGAAAUAGAAAGACUUGCUGGUCAGGGCAAAGCCAUAUAUUGAAGAGAAGAGGAACGCACUCUAAGCUGCAAUGACUUAACUAACAACGUGGGAAGGCAAUUCACUGUUUUAAUUGAAUGACCAUUGAGUGUAAAUAAAUGGUUUGUUUUAGUAAGCUUGCACGGAUCUCUUCACUUCUCCAGCAGAUCUUAAUUUCCACGUUCACUUUUAUCUUUAA